Molecule: messenger RNA, 366 nt
Organism: Ostertagia ostertagi
Lineage: Eukaryota; Metazoa; Nematoda; Chromadorea; Rhabditida; Trichostrongylidae
Source: the annotation of a GenBank genome assembly
AUGGAGGCGAACUUCUCGAUCACAAUCGAGUCAUUUAUGGAAGUGAAAGAAGCAUACGACUGUCUUGCGGAAAUCGGCCAGCAGAGCGCAGCUUCUCAUAUGAAAUUCAAGCAAGGCACCAUUGUUGACCUCAACAGAGACAGGGAUGAAGCAUAUCUCGGUCCUCGAUCUCGUAUUCCGAUGAGUAGUCAUUUCAGGGAUCUCGAACAAGAAUACUAUAAAGAGAAGCACAGAAAUAGAAUGCUUGUUAUUGCGGCUGGAUUGGCGUUUAUCCUUGUUCUAGCAAACAUCGGCUACGUGAGCUACCUGCGGCGCAAUCGAUUUGCUCAGUUGGCUCCGAAUCACGACGCAGACAAGAGAUUUUGA